UCACGUUACACCCAUGCAAGAACGCGCAGACUCAAUCUCAUCUUGGAGCGCGACACUUAUAGUGAGGUUGGCUAUAUAAGUCCAUUCAGCAUCUACUCUUAAAGUAACUAUAUACUUGUUUCCUCAAAGAAGUGAAGGAGGGCGGCAUCUCGCCAACUAAUACCUGGCAACCUACACGGCUGUGCUGGACCUCCUGUAGAGAUAGAAGAUUCCUGUUGAUAUCCUGACAUGAAGCUCAAUUUACUUGGUACCACCGUAAUUCUGCUUGUUGCCUUCUUACCCCGCUACGAAUGUCGGGCUAUUGAGAGCCCUGGCGGUGCCCUGCGCGUCCCAGCACCUCAAACCCAAAACUCCCAGCAGCAGCAGUCUGGUCCCAUCCUGGAGCGACUCGGAGAGGAGUAUUUCAUCCGACUGGGUAACGGGGACUCUAACUCUUUCCCAUCCUCGCCCAUGUAUCCCGGAGGAUCCCCUUCCAUCUACAACAGAGCGUUGCAACUCCAGCAGCUGACGCGGCGUCUUUUACAAGGGAAAGUUGGGAACAUCAGGGCGCUCAUAAGCGGCUUCGGAGACCGCGUUGACGACUCGAUGGAGAGGGGAAGGAGGUCCGAGGAUCCGCCAAUAUCCCUGGAUCUGACCUUCCACCUGCUCCGGGAGAUGAUGGAGAUGUCCAAGGCGGAACAGCUGGCCCAACAAGCGCAAAAUAACAGAAGAAUGAUGGAGCUCUUCGGGAAAUGAAUUUUCACUCCGCCAAAGAUUUCACUUUAUUUUCUGUUCUUCUCCUUUUUUUUCUAUUUUCAUAUUUAACCGUCAGCACAAAACAUGCUCUGUACAAUAUAGUGCUGCUUUAUCACUCUAUUAUUUAUAGCUUUAACCUCAAACAAUGGAGCGUAAACGGGCUUGACUUAUAAAGAUCCGAUUGUACCUUGCCAUUUUAAUGUUGGUGUCAAAUCUGUAGAAUUGCACCGUUCUUCAUAUUUGAGAUGAAAUACUUUUCAUUAAGACAUGGAACACUGCAUUGACCAAAUGGGCAUUUGUUUUAGAUUAUGACUCACUGUAUUUAUGAUAUUUAUGUUUGUUAAUAAACUUAUGUGCAACCAGUCAUUUUCUGUUGUGCAAGAG
Molecule: messenger RNA, 1119 nt
Organism: Labrus bergylta (ballan wrasse)
Lineage: Eukaryota; Metazoa; Chordata; Actinopteri; Labriformes; Labridae
Gene: crhb
Product: corticotropin releasing hormone b
Cellular component (GO): extracellular region
Molecular function (GO): hormone activity
Source: RefSeq, a predicted model, not a curated record